Messenger RNA from Scatophagus argus, 4206 nucleotides. It is a transcript of the gene ecm2, whose product is annotated as extracellular matrix protein 2, female organ and adipocyte specific. The coding region runs from base 233 to 2536 and encodes 767 amino acids. Gene Ontology annotation, biological process: extracellular matrix organization; positive regulation of cell-substrate adhesion. The transcript is spliced from 12 exons. NCBI's taxonomy places the organism in Eukaryota, Metazoa, Chordata, Actinopteri, Scatophagidae. Gene Ontology annotation, molecular function: heparin binding; protein binding; collagen V binding. Gene Ontology annotation, cellular component: extracellular matrix. The record is from RefSeq and is a predicted model, not a curated record.
CACAGCUCCAUUAGCCUGCUCUGCUCUGCACAACUGCUCUGCGUUCUGAGACCCACCGAGAGCGAGACACACACGCACGCACGCACACACGCACAGUUACAGUAUCAUCAUCACACACACACACACACACACACACACACACCUCUGCUGGAGCUCCCGUAUUACCAGAGGAGGAGAAGAGAGGGUGGAAGAAUUUGGCCUCAAGUCCUGCAACCGCCUUCAAACUGCUGGGAUGAGGUGGUGGCUGGUGGUGGCCAGUCUGUGGCUGCUGGUGGCCCUGAUUGUCCCGGACACCCAGGCCAGCGACAGACCACGUAACCAGGACGGCGGGACCCGACGGGGGAAGAGGAAGAAGGACGGACACGGUCAGGGGCGGGCCAGAGCAGGGCGCCAAAGACCUCUGAAGAUCAGAUUGAUUCCUGGUCCCAGCAUCCCAGUGGAUCAUGGAGACAACCAAGAAAAGCCUCUGUUACUGGAGUCCUACAAGAACGUACAUGAACUGCACUCCAGCUACAACGUUAUCCCAGGUAAGCAGGGCCAGUGCGUGUACCAAGGCCUGGCCAUGUUCGACCAGGCCGUCUGGUCUCCAGAGCCCUGUGUGACUUGUCUGUGCACGAGAGGACAGGUGGUUUGUGAUGAGAUCACCUGUCCUAAAAUGCACUGCCAUUUCCCCUUCGUCCCCAUGGGGGAGUGUUGCCCCGUCUGCAUGGAGCCAGAACCUGACAGCCUUGACCUUUCUGGUGACUCCUCAGUUCCCAACGACCCCGACAACUCUGUGACUCCACUGACCCAGGAAGAGAUCCAGCGAAUACUCUGGCGGGAGGAAGAGGAGCAUCGCGAGGAGGAAAAACGUCUGAGGAAGAAGGAUGAGGCGAGGAAAAAGAGAAGAAAGCAGAGGAAGGAGCAGGCAGAGAGACAAAGAAAAAUUGUGGAGGAGAGGAGGAAAAAAGAGGAGGAGGCAUUGAGACUGCAGCUGGAGAAAGAGGAGGAGGAGUGGAGGAGGCAAAUGGAGGAGAUGGAGAGGCAGAGACAGGAGGAGGAAGACAGAAGGAGGAGGAAGGAAGUAGAAGAAAGGGAGAAGGAAAGGAAGCUAGAGGAGGAAAGGAGGAGGCAGGAGGAGAUGUUGAGGGAAGAACUAUUGGCUUUGGUGGAGGAGGAGGACCAGCAGCAGGAGGAGGAAGAAGUGUGGCUGAGAGGUGAUGUGUUUCAGAUGCCCCCAAAAGAACCUGAAGAACCCGAGGAACCAGACCUCCUCCCUGCUCCAAUCCCAAGACCACCUUCUGUGACGGAAGAUGAACUGAAUGUGGAAGCAGAACUGGAGGAGGCAGAAGUGGAGGAGCAGGGGGAGGAGAGGGAGGUAGCCAUAGUGGACAGAAGAGGCCUUCCUCCAGGCUGUGACAUUUCUGAUGUCACUGUGACAUGUGACAAUGCCAAACUCAUCUACUUUCCUCCUCUGGCCAUACCUGAGCUCAAAUCUCUCAGUCUGGAGGGCAACAAUAUCAGCAGCAUCCCAGCUGAAGCCUUCAAUGGCAUCCCCAACCUGGAAUGGAUUAACCUGAAGAAAAAUAAACUCACCUCUGCUGGCAUUGAUGCUAAAGCCUUCAAAGGUCUGAAGAUGCUAAGGCGUCUAUACUUGGAUGGAAACCUUCUAGAGGCUGCGCCCUCUGACCUUCCCCCUACCCUGCAGGAGCUGAAGAUCAGUGAGAACAGACUGAGAGGAAUCUAUAAAAACAGCUUCCAAGAUCUGAGCAGCCUGGUGAUUCUGGAGCUGGAGGGAAAUCUGUUGAGUGAGGGAAACGUAGAUCCUCUGGCCUUCGCUCCCCUCAUCCAGCUCUCCUACCUCCGCCUGGGCAGAAACCACUUCCGCACUAUACCACAGGGCCUUCCCAAGUCACUGCUGGAGCUGUACUUGGAGAACAACCUGAUUGAGGAAAUCUCAGAAACAGUUUUCAAUCAGACUCAAAACCUGAACGUGGUUUCUCUGAGACACAACAGGCUGGAUGAGACCAGGAUCGCCCCAAUGGCAUGGAUCAACCACAGAAAUCUAGAAUCAAUUGACCUUUCACAUAAUCAGCUUUACUUGGUUCCAUCCUACCUACCAAGAUCUCUGGUCCACCUAGUGUUGGUGGGAAACAACAUAGAAAGGAUACCUGGUUAUGUUUUUGCCCACAUGGACCCUGGUUUAGAGUACCUUUACCUUUCCUACAACAAACUGGAUGGAGAGGGAGUUGAACCAGAGUCAUUUUUUGGCUCAUACAACUCCAUGGUGGAACUUUGUUUGGAUCACAACCAGCUCAUCACUGUGCCAUCUGGCAUCAAUGAGAUGACCAACUUACACUUCCUCAGACUCAACAACAACAAGAUCAGGAGUAUAUCUGACGAAAGCAUCUGUGACCCAAACCACGACGGAGACGCCACUCUGGUGGCCCUGAGGCUGGAAAACAACUAUAUUGACCCCCAGAAGAUCUCACCAACAGCCUUUUCCUGUGUACGCUCCUCCUCCAGUGUGAUCCUAAAACCCCAGAAAACCAAGUGAUCUAAGCUCACUCAAAACAAACAACUAAAAGACACUUCUUUAAACCAACAGAAAGAAGGGGGCAAAUAUUUUGGUUUUUAUUGUGUGACAAGAAACCUAACAUAAAUUUUCCCUAACUAGCUGCCUCUGAUGCUGUAUGCCAUUGAAAUUACACUCAAACAAUACAUAAAAGGCUUUCAUGUCUGUUCACUGCAAGUGAACAUGGGAUGAGAAUGAAUUUAACUGUGAAAACACAGUUAUUGCUGAUGUAAUCUGCCUUGCUGGAAGGUAGCAUCCUGUCAUAUCCUGGGACCAAACCCUUACAAGCUGUAUAAAAGUAAGAUUUUCUUCUGCUCAAGUUCUACUACACUCUUUUAGAUCUGUUAAGUCUUGCACUAUUGCCUGGCCGAACUUAAACUGGUAAGAAGGUGACAGAACACAUUCAGACUUCAAAGUCAAACACAUCUGUCAGAUUUAAUAAAGCCUAAAAUGGAAAGAAUUCCUGCAACAUACACAGCAAAAUGAAAACCCUAAUAAAGAAAUGGAAAGAAUUCUAUGAAGAAAAAAACCACAAGCCCAACACAUAUUUUUAACAACCUGACAUCCUUAUGUUCCACUUCCCAACUCUGUGUCAUCCAGUGCCUCCUUUCACUCUGACACUCUGGAAAGGACUGUUAGUAGAGGGAGAGAUCACGUGUGACACAUCAUUUGAGCUUCAGUGUAGUUGAGCUUCAGUGUAGUUGCCAGAUCUUUUUUGACACAAGCAGUUAAUGAGUUUCACUGUGUGACUUCCGUUUUGAUUUACACUACAGUGGCAGAUGUUAUCUAUUGAUGGCUCUAAAACAAACAUGAUAAGGCCACAUUGCAUUUUAACUAUAUUAUACAGUAAUUCAUUUUACUUUGUGAUAUAAAGUGAUGAUGGGUCAUGCACAUACUUCCACAACUGGAGUUACAGUCACGUACCAUUGAUUUUGCCUUGUUUCAUACUGAAUAUGAGUUUAUUUCCACAAAGAGUUCAUAGAGCUUCAUUCACUGUGGGGACUGUGGUUAGCAGAGGGUUUGCAAUGGAGUUUCAUGGAGAUGAGCAUAACUAUGUGGACUUUGUGGUCUGAGAAAACAAUUCCUGGGAGAACCCUUGAACAAAUGCCUUUAACCUUAACGUCUCUUCAAGAACUCUCCUCAAGCAGAACAGAAUUGAGAUGUGGGAGGAACUACUGGCUCCAGAUGUCUUUUCUUACUCUAAAUUCCCAGUUCAAAGUUGCCUUUUAAUGAUGUUCUCAAUGUUCUUCAACAUAGAAACAUGUAACCACAUUAUAGGUGUAUGUUUAUGCCUCAAAUAUGAGCCUGUGUAACUGUAGCGUAAUGCAUUAAUAAGUCAACAUCAGCCCUGACAGUCAAUGACAAAAGGUUUCUGCAGCUUGGUAAAUCAUUCUUGGCCAGAGAUGUAUAGUAAAUGCUCUUACAGUACUUAUAGAUUGCACUGUUGCUUUAUACAGCACUGACUGGCACAGCUUACCCCAAAAGGUUUAAUUUACAGUUAAGACUUUUUUUUCAUGUAUUUGAACACUUUGCUUUUGGCUGGCCAAACCCUAAUAAAUUAUAGCACAAAAUAUCUACCUAAUGUGUGACCAAUCAUAAAGUUUAACAAAAUGUUAUGACACAAAAUUUCAAUAAAUAUCACUAUGUUCCCA